CUCUCCCACUCAUUCAGUUCUGACCAGCGCAGCUUGGCACAAUUAGCCCUACUGCACUGGGGCGCCCUUUUAUCAACCUUUGUGGUGGAUAUGCAGUGAUUACAUGUCUCGAUUAACGGAGUUGACAGAGGUUGGACAAUGUGCUAAUGAUGUCACCAUUCAGUGGAUGGGUUUUGCACCUUGGUUUAUUAAUUUUUUUUCCAGAGCAAGAGUAUCAGUCUGACUCUUAAGUGAGCCUCUAUCUUCCAAGUUAAAGUCACAGUGUAAAAAGCCCCAGCAGUCUACUAAGGCUGUGUCUGUAUGGAUGGGAAUGGGAACACGGGCUACCUGCAAUAACCAUGAACAAAUUAAAUGGAAACUUCACGUUUUCAUCAUACUUCUGCUUGUUCUCUUGUUAACUUCACAAGCAUGGGCCCAGUGUAGGAUCUUGAGGUGCAACUCAGAAUUUGUAGCUGCAACAUUAGACCUGGGAGGCAGUGGUGGUGGUGGUGGUGGUGGUGGUGGUGGGAAAGAUGCAGGCAAUGUGGGUUACUGCAGUGCCCUGCGUUCCUACGCCACCUGCACCCGGCGCACUGCCCGCGCCUGCCGUGGAGACCUGGCAUAUCAUUCUGCAGUGCAGGGCAUCGAGGACUUGCUCAUCCAGCACCGCUGUCCUAAAUCAGGGCCGACAGCUCAACCCCGGCCUCUACCUCAGGCCCCGGUAUCUGGGGAUGCCUGCUUUUAUGAGAAAAGCUAUGUGCAGCGUGAAGGCCGUGCACCGGAGUACCUGCACUGUGGUGUGUUUGGAGACCCUCAUAUCCGCACUUUUAACAAUGAGUUCCAGACGUGUGCUGUACCUGGAGCCUGGCCCCUUAUUGACAACCAGUUUCUCUACAUACAGGCCACAAGCUCACAAACUAGCGAGAGCUCUCAUGCCACUGCACUCACCAAGAUCACAAUAAUUUUUAAAAACUGGCGGGAGUGUGCUGAGCAGCAGAUUUACCAAGCAGAGGUGGACAAUGUCCCUGCAGCAUUUGUAGAUGGUUCUACAAGCAGUGGUGAGCGACGAGGUCAGCACAGCCUGCAGGUGCGUUCCCAGGCCCUGGGACGCCAUGCGGAGAUCUGGGCAGCGCACAUUGGCACAACAGUGGUGGUACGUCAGAGCGGCCACUCACUGGGGCUGGCUGUGCGCUCCCCGCGGGCUAUUACUGAGUCAUAUACCCCUGAGCAGGACCUGCAGCUGUGUCUGUGGGGAUGUCCAGCCUCUCAGCGCUUACACACACCGUCUGUAUGGCCCACCACACUUGCAUACAUACACUGCUCAUCUCUACUACCAGCCCAGGACGUCUACUUCCAGGCAUGCCUUUUUGAUCUGCUGGCCACUGGAGACAUGAACUCCAGCUCAUCUGCACUCGAGGCUUUGGAGGAUGCCCGAGCCAUGAUUGCUGACCCAGAAAAGGUGCAUCUAGUGGCAGCUGCAGCAAGCAGGCAACCACCAUGUCCCAUAGCAGUAUUCAUGACUUUAAUUACAUUUAUACUCAUAUUUUAAAUGUGAUUAUACUGAUAUCACUCAAAUGGCAGCUAUUUCCUAUUUUGAGAUGUAAAAAAUAUCAGUUAUACCUCUUUUAUGUCAUAUAUUUUCUCAGAACCUUGGUAACUGAACAAUCUAACUGAUUUUUUGUAAGAUCAUUUCGAAAAAUGGGUUAAUAUGUCCUGAUAUAUGAUUGUAUGUGACCUGCAAUAUGCUCCAGGAAAGUGGGAUGUUAUUUUUAUUUUCAGAUCUAAGUUAAAGAGACAAAAUAUUUCAAUACUCGAAUAUUAUUUAAUGUAUCCAUCUUUGUUUUCAUAUGCCUAGUUUGAAAGAUUUAUAACUGCAAUGACUGUCCAAUGGGAUGUACUCAAGAAGACAGUCUGGAACUGUCUCUUAGGAAAUUCAGUAUUUGUUAUUUAAGUAAUGUUAAUGAAAUCUUGGUCAAAUUUGCUAUGCCUUUUUCAGUUUGUGUUAUAAAGAUCAAAAAGUAUUAGAAUGUAGGGCUUCUGUUACCCAAAACAAUGGCUCCCAGUUUUAAAAAUCCAGCUACUGUUUCCAUACAGUCAAAUUUUGACAUUCAAAUAUUUUUAAUGUGCCUACAUAAAUACAAAUA
Messenger RNA from Hemibagrus wyckioides, 2123 nucleotides. It is a transcript of the gene hjv, whose product is annotated as hemojuvelin BMP co-receptor. Gene Ontology annotation, molecular function: coreceptor activity. Gene Ontology annotation, cellular component: plasma membrane. The record is from RefSeq and is a predicted model, not a curated record. NCBI's taxonomy places the organism in Eukaryota, Metazoa, Chordata, Actinopteri, Siluriformes, Bagridae. The transcript is spliced from 5 exons. Bases 305 to 1528 code for a protein of 407 amino acids. Gene Ontology annotation, biological process: BMP signaling pathway.